Molecule: messenger RNA, 2120 nt
Organism: Chara braunii
Lineage: Eukaryota; Viridiplantae; Streptophyta; Charophyceae; Charales; Characeae
Source: the annotation of a GenBank genome assembly
CCUAUUGAAUCAAUCGAUUUGAUGGGAUCCUUGAUCGAUAGUUUGAUUGACUGAUUGAUUGAUUGAUUGAUUGAUCAGACCAGUGACAAGAAAAGGAAAAAAAAAAGGGUGGAGGAGGGGGAGGAGGAGGAGGAAGAAGAAGAGGGCGAGGAGGAGGAGGAAGAGUAAGAGGAGAAGGAUGACAAGGAGGAGUAUGAGGAUGAUGAAGAAAAAGGAGGAGGAAGAAGAGGUGGAGGAACAGGAGACUGCGGCAACGGAGGAGGAGGAGGGAGAGAAGGAGGAAGAAGAAGACGAAGAGGAGGAGAAGCAAGAAGAACAGGAGGAGGAGAAUGCCGAUGCGCAGAAGGAAGAGGAGUACGAAAGGGACGAUGAGAAGGAGGCCACGGCGAUGGAAGAGGGGGAGGAGGAGGAGGAGGAGGAGGAAGAAGAGGAGGAGGAAGAAGAGGAGGAGGAAGAAGAGGAGGAAGAGGAAGAGGAGGGGGAGGAGGAAGAGGAGGAGGAGGAGGAGGAGGAGGAGGAGGAGGAGGAGGAAAAAGAGGAGGAAGAGGAGGAGGAGGAAAACGAGGAGGAGGCAGGCCCGACCAAGGCCGCAAGGCCUAUUUUCAGGCUUCCACGCAACUGGGGAAAAUUCACGCAGAACCAGUUGGCAGGAGAGGCUAACAUCAAUGUGCACAACUUCCCUUCAUUUAGCAAGAAGGCCCUAGACCUGGAUGCAAAGAUAGGGCACGUGCACCAACCCACUAAGGACGGAAGGAAGAAAACGCUGCCUCCCAAGUGGAAGGCGAAGGGUUGCAUUAUGUUCGUUGACAAUGGAUCCACCAUCGAGUUAGACAACGGCUUCCAUGAGGGAGUAGGUGCAGAGGCGCGCAGCGUUGAGGCUUCAGGGGGUGGAGCAGGCGCUGCCUCAGUCCAAAAGGGCAAGCCGACCGGUAGACGUUGUGGAGGCUCCCGGUCUAGGAGUCAAGUUGACCGCAAUGCUCCUCCAUGGGAGAAAGCGGGUCUCGCAGAGGAUGUGUGGAGAGACUGUAGGACUGUCGAGGAGCACACUGGUCAUUUAGACAAAGUCCUUAGUCUCCUUCGGCAGCACAAGUUGAAGAUCAACGACAUGAAGUGCGAGUUUGGCCGCACCCGUAUCUUGUACUUGGGUCAUGAGAUUUCCGCAGAGGGAUUGAAGCCCGAUGACGCGAAGGUGGCCAACAUUCGUGAUUGGCCGCGUCCUCAGUCUGUGACUGAGACGAGGUCCUUAGGGAUGACCGGCUACUAUCGCAAUUUUGUGAAGAACUAUAGCAUAGUUGUCGCCCCUUUGACGGACCUGACUCGCCUUGACACACCGUGGGAGUGGAUAGACAGGUGUGAGGCAGCCUUGAAACAUAUGAAGCAUGCUUUGACGCACCAUAAGGUCUUGAAACUUCCUGAUCCUGACAAGUCGUUUAUAGUAACCACGAACGCCAAUCAAUAUGGCAUAGACGUCGUGCUCGCGCAGCUGGAGGGGCCAAAGUUGAGGCCUAUCGAGUACAUGUCCAAAAAGAUUCCCUCUCAGAAGUUGGCUAAGUCCACCUAUGAGAAGGAGCUUUAUGCAGUUUACAAAGCGCUAACCCACUGGAGACACUACCUCCUUGGGAGGUUCUUCUAUGACAGGACUGAUCAUCAAACCCUGAAGUGGAUGAGAACCCAGCCCGUGCUUUCUGAUGCGCUGAAACCCUGGAUUGAAGUCAUUGAGCAGUAUGACUUCGAGCCCCAAUACAUCAAAGGAGAGUACAACAAAGUUGUUGAUGCGUUGUUGUGUAGGUCGGACUUUCUCUGUGCGCUGAUGACUGAGUUUGGGUUUGCGGACGAUGUUACUCGCUCUUUGGUGGAAGCCUAUCACGAGGAUCCGUUUAUGGUUGAGAUCAUACGCAGACUAAAGGCGAAGGACAAAGCAACUUCAACCAAGUUUGAGUUGGUCAACGGCCUGUUGUUCCUUGAGAAGGUCGGGAAUAAGCGUUUGUGUGUGCCUAAUCGGGAGUCUUUGCGUAGUUUAUUUUUAGUUGAUGUACGACAGUUGAUGUACGACAGUUGAUGAACGACACAAAACCAAAGUGGUCUUAGUAUACUACGGGUAAUGAAUGCCACAAAGUGGU